AACUCCAAAGAUGUUUUUGACUUCGACCGAGAGAGAAAAUUAAACCCUGGAAAGCUCUGAAGAUGACUAUGCCCUCUCCUGUGAGACCAGAAGGUAUCAUCCUGACUCCGCCGAUCCCCGUCCCAACGCUGAAUGUCCUGCCGCCGUCCUCGGACACAGAGUCCUGGUCUCGCUCACCUAGCCCCAGACUGUCCCGCUCCAGCCUCCACGGCCCACGGUCCCAUCACCACCACCGCAGCAGGACCCGAACCAAAAAACGAAACGCGGAGGAGCAAGGCUGCGCUCGCAAGCAGCAGCAACGGGACGAAGCGCCGCAGAUCGUAAUAGAGGAACCUGUGGAGAAGAAGGGCGCCAUUCAACUCCGGAGCCCUUCGCGCUCCCCCUCUGUGGCCGCCGGGUUGGAGAGGGAAGAGCAGGGUCGCCACAGCCCUUCUCAGGACCUCCUCGUGCCACCUUCUCGCUCCUGGUCUCGUAGCCCCUCUCCCAGCCGCCGCUCACGUUGGUCCCUCAGGAGCCUCCUCAGCAGAGACUCUGACUGGGACAGCUGCAGCACGGCCAGUAACUCUCCACGCAGCACCCCCGGCAGCUCUCCCUCCCUGCGGCGCAGGGUCCUUGGGGGUGGAAGGGCCAGUGAGAGUGAAGGAGGAGGAGAGAAGAGCGGUGGAGGAGGAGGCGGUGCAGAUAGCCCCCUGCCCUCCAUACCUUCUGCCUCCUCCCUCACAUCCGCCUACCCGAUUGCUUCUCGACACUUCAGCCGCAAUGCUAAGAAAAUGCAGAGCUGGUACAAUGUCCUCAGUCCCACAUACAAACAGAGGAACGAGGAUUUUCGCAAACUCUUUAAGAAACUUCCUGAUACAGAGCGACUUAUAGUGGACUACUCUUGUGCCCUGCAGAAGGACAUACUGCUUCAGGGACGCCUUUAUCUGUCAGAGAAUUGGCUUUGUUUCUACAGUAACAUCUUCCGCUGGGAAACCACUAUCACUAUCCUGCUGAAAGACGUGACUUCUAUGACCAAGGAGAAGACUGCCAAGCUCAUCCCAAACGCCAUCCAGAUCAGCACUGACAAUGAGAAGCACUUCUUCACAUCUUUCGGAGCAAGGGAUCGCAGCUUCAUGAUGAUUUUCCGUCUGUGGCAGAACGCACUGAUGGACAAGUCUCUGUCCCCCAAAGAGUUGUGGCACAUUGUGCACCAGUGUUACGGCACUGAGCUGGGCCUCACUAGUGAAGAUGACGACUACGUCUCCCCCACUGCCGAACAUAUGAACGGCUUACUGCCAGGAGACGAGUCAGUAUCGGUCACAGAUCUACUAGACCUGAGCUCAGUGUCGGUUGCCUCUACGGGUAGCUCUCCUCCGCCCCUGGUUCCCUGCAGUCCAGCCAGCCCUUCCUCAGCUACCAACCUCGGGGCCUCGUCACCCCUGUCCUCCGCGUCCUGUCUGCCCAUAGAGGUUCCUUCCUCAUCUGGACGCAGACUCAGCUCCGACCCCCUCGAACCCAGCCCGCCCAGCUCCCACAGCUCGCUGCCAUCCACCACUCCCACCAACACUUCUGUCUCUGCUUCAGCCUCUGCUUCUGCAUUUAAUCUGGAAGAGGGUGGCGACAGCCUGUCCGAGUCAGCCAAUCACAUGCUGCCCCCGCCAUCCACCAGCCUGGGAAACCUCUCCUCACUGGACAUCACAAAUGACGAGGAACUGCCCACAGACCCCAGCAACUCCUCCGACACGCAAGAAGAGAGUGAAGUGGAGUCAUUUUGCGCUGACCUGAACGGGCGGCUGCACAUCAACUCUGUGCUCCGCAUGAGUGUAGACAAGCUGCACGACCUGCUCUUCUCUGCCGACACACACUUUAUCCAGCACCUCUUCUCACAGCGACACUUCACUGACCUGUCGGUGGGCGAGUGGCAGCAGGACAGCAGCAGUGGGACUACCAGCCGUGUGCUCAGCUACACCAUCGCCCUCAACAACCCCCUCGGCCCCAAGACUGCCCCUGUGGUGGAGACGCAGACGUUGCAUAAGAACAGUGCCAAGGGCGAGUGCUACGUGGUUGACUCGGAGGUCAUCACCUCAGGCAUCCCCUACCAGGACUACUUCUACACUGUCCACAGAUACUGCCUCACCUCCAUCAACAAGCACAAGAGUCGACUCAGAGUGUCCUCAGACAUCUGCUACAGGAAGCAGCCGUGGAGCCUGGUGAAAGCCCUGAUUGAAAAGAACACCUGGAGCGGCAUUGAGGAGUACUACAGACACAUGGAGAGCGAAGUGUGCAAGCUGGAAACGCUGCUGCAGUCUGAGGUUUCCGUGGUAACCACAGGCGAAGCAGUGGGCGCCGACGCUUCCAAGACCCCGCCGGCCCUGCGCCGACGCAAACGCACCUGCUCUCGACGGCAAGGCGAGAGGGAGAGAGAGAGAGAGGGAGGAGGCAUGGGCACCGGAGACCGAGGGGACAGAGGCGUCGGAGAAGAGAGGGACAGGAGGGAAGCCAGUGCUCCGUUUAUGAAGCUGGGGGAGCGUUCUCGUGGUGGAGGACAGAACAGUAUAUCCACCAUCCUGCUUAUAGUCAGCUUCAUUCUCGUGGUGCUGGUCGCUCUCAACAUGCUGCUGUUCUACAAGCUGUACGCUCUGGAAAGAGCGGCCCAUACACUGGAGACAUGGCACUCUUAUUCUGUUGCUGACAGUCCGCUGCCCCAGACGGCAGGAGAGUGGGCUCAGGUCUUGCAGCUCCAGAGGCAAUUUCACCAGGCGCAGCUCAGCAAGUGGCAGCAGAUCCUGCAGUCCUCUGUCACGCUUCUCGACCAGAUGAAGCAGUCGUUAGAGAAGCUCCACAGGGGCAUCGUGGUCCCAGAGGUGCAGCAGGACCAGACCACUGACACUCUGACAGAGCCCCUUACUGAGGCCUGAGCCCCACCUCCUCUGGCCAACACUCCCCUCCUCCUGCUGCUGACUGUCUCCCACCUCUGAACACACCCCCUGGUGGACUGCUAGAGUAGAAACCAGGAGGGGUCGGGGUGGGGGCUGGUCAACGUGGAUCAGGACGCAGUUUGCUCUUUCCUUCAUUUCAAAAUCGAAAAAAACCAGGCAGGAGUGGGACAUGUGGAGGAACGGCACUGCCCCAAAACUCUCCUGACCUGACUGACUUGAAAUGGCGCCGUCCGUCCUCGGCAGUGACCAGUAAACGACGUCAUUCAGACUGGACGCUACCAGGACCACAGCAAUAACUCACCUACAGCUGCAAGUCAUCUGUAUGUAGAGUAUGGAAGCAGGCCACAGGUGGGCCCAUUCAAACCAUUUACACCUCAAAAAGAAAAACAAGAUCUUUAAAAAUGGCCAACCAUGUUUCAGAAUGACUUGAAUCCCCACCCACCACAGCCAACCAAGACCCCCGCCCCCUAUUUCUCGACUAUCACGGAAUUCAGCUCCUCUUAUAACAUUUUAAAGGUUAAGUGGGAUCAGUGAUUUUUGAGAUUUUUUUUUUUUGGAAAGUAGGAGCUCUUUCUCUUAGUCCUGGGAAAAGUUAGAUACCUUUUGCCUCUAGUUAAACGCCUGCUGAAACAAAAACAAAAGAA
Messenger RNA from Scomber scombrus (Atlantic mackerel), 3562 nucleotides. RefSeq names its product GRAM domain containing 1A (gene gramd1a). Gene Ontology annotation, molecular function: sterol binding; sterol transfer activity. Lineage: Eukaryota; Metazoa; Chordata; Actinopteri; Scombriformes; Scombridae. The record is from RefSeq and is a predicted model, not a curated record. Gene Ontology annotation, biological process: intracellular sterol transport. Gene Ontology annotation, cellular component: endoplasmic reticulum-plasma membrane contact site; plasma membrane; endoplasmic reticulum membrane. The coding region runs from base 63 to 2897 and encodes 944 amino acids. The transcript is spliced from 19 exons.